AUGCUCAACCGUGGCAGAGGUUCCUCAUCUGCCAUUAGGAUAACAAAUGUCAAGUCUAUUAAACCACCAGACCCUGAAGUAGUAAAAAAGCAGGAAGAAGACAAACUAAGGGCACAGUUACAAAAGGAGAUAAUGUCACGUUCCCGAUCUUGCGCCUACCGUGGCUACGCGUGUCACCUACCAGUGUUAAACGGGCGACAACACUGCGCACGUCACAUUCUUCACGAAGUGGGUGCUCCAUACAAACAGUGCUUGCACACUUAUGCUGGUGGACAACGCUGCAAUAAACCAGCUCCUGCAGCAACUGGAUCUCAGUCUAGAGAUGCUGGGUUAUGUUUUGAACACGCACGAGCCGCUCUAUACGCACGGCAACGUAGCGCUGCACCGCCACCGCCCGUGACCACUACUGAAACGUUGCUGAACCAACUUCAGCACUAUGUUCGUCCAGAACGAACGCGAACAACUUCGUGUGCAUCUUCCAUCUCUGUUGUUAGUGAUCCUAUGGAGCAGGAGCAAGUCACGCCCCACGCUGUCGACCCUUUCAAGCAGAUCGAUGCCACGGCAGUGAACGCGGCAUAUUCGUCCUCCAUAAUGGAGUGUGCGAGUGCCAGUGACAGCGACUGCGACAGUGUCACCCUGGGUCCCGAAGGCAACUGUCGGGCUGUUCACGAGGACCAUUUGUCUGAUGCAGAGGAGGCGCCAUGCGAAUUACAACCGCUCUGGCGUGCAGGUGUAUACACUGCAGAAGAAGCAGUGAGCGAAGCCAAAACAGUGUUGAAGUCCCUGCAAUCGGCCUAUAUAAGGCAAAUGGGACAUUUGAGGAUGCUACUCCAGUCUGCUAGACACCAAUACCUGAAGUCUUUGAAGGCUGAAAAAGAACAGUAUUGCAGUAUUAACACACAAGCGCGUAGCGGUCCGCUGACAGUACGCGAGAGAAGACAGCUUCGUAAGUUAAAGGCUUAUGCUGGUUACCACAGGAAACAUGGCGUCGACGCGGUGCUAGCAAGGAAGUUAUAUCACAAGCGAGCUAAGGUGAAUGACACAUCAUCACAUCGUCAUAUACCAUCUCAAGGGCGGUGCACAUUCACAGAGGGAGGAGUGCGCUGCGCUAACCAUGUAUUGCCCGCAGCUAAGCACUGCCUCAAACACAUUCUACAUGACAGGCAUCAAAAGCUGAGAUCACGACCGGUUGAAAACUGCCUAGGAGUACUCGGCUAUUAA
Molecule: messenger RNA, 1221 nt
Organism: Parnassius apollo (apollo)
Lineage: Eukaryota; Metazoa; Arthropoda; Insecta; Lepidoptera; Papilionidae
Source: the annotation of a GenBank genome assembly